AGCAGCUGGAGCAUGUGGUGAAGUGUGUGAGAAGAAGGGAUUCCUAAGGGCUGAGAAGGCAUGAAAAUGAAAUGGGAGACUGCUCUCUGGAUGGUUGCCUGCUUACUGUUUGCAUCUCUACCCAGAGGUCAACCAGACACAACAUGUCAUGCGUUUGUUGGAGAAACUGUUGUUUUGCCUUGCAUCACCACUUCUCCUGGAAAGCUCACCCUCUCCAGUUCAAUGCUGUUCUGGCAGAUAGAGGCUGAUGAUCCUCAGCACACCAUUGUAGUGCACUUUGCUCUCAAUGGGCAGGAUUUGCCGCAGUUCCAGAAUGACAAUUACCGUGGCAGAAGUAGCCUUUUUUUUGACCAGAUGAAGCAUGGCAACUUUUCUUUAAAGCUCUCCAAUGUCAAAUUACUGGACACAGCUGUAUAUAGUUGCAUCUACAAACAGACAGGGGAUCAUUCCGACAAAACACAGAAAUCUAAUGUUAAACUCAUUGUAUCAGCUCCUUCUAUCCCUGAGGAGGCUCCUUCCCCCUCUGGUCACAGACAGAUUUCCUCCAGAAGCCCCAGUGAUGCACCAUGUCUGGCAAUGCUUCCCCUCUCUUUCUACCUCCUGGUCCCACUGGGAGUUUGGCACAUAUAACUGGGGAAGCCAACCUUCUCUUUGGGAAGUUCUCCUCACCAGAGGACCUCAUUGGACAGAACAGCUGUGUAGACAGAACAGUGUGACAACUGUUCCAGAGCCACAUGAAAGAAACACCUUAGCUGAAAACAGACCUAGCACUAGGUGUUUAGAUCCUGCAUUUUGAUGUUCCACAAAAUCAAAGGCAGCAAAACUCUGAGGUGGCAAGUCUUGUUUUCAUUUCUUUCUUGGAGCCCAGUUUUAGUACUGCCAGUAUGAACAUAUGGAUUUUGUGGUUUUGUUUCAAUGACAGCAUAAAAGACUCAUAAAACUACAGUCACAUCAUAAUUGACCCUAGUGAGAUCUUUUGCCUGAGAUCUUUUGCCUAAGAUCUUAUCUGCUGUCCUUCAAGAGAAUUGUAGGGAGGAGAAAGGUAAUUACCCUCUGUGUCAGAUAAAAACUGGAAGUAGGAAGCUGCUCUUGUUUUCUGAAAUGUAAGGACACAAAUCUUGUGCAACUUGAGCAUGUGAAACUUCAGCUUCUAUUUUUACUCCUAAGUAUCAUGGGCUAUCAGUAACAACUUUUUAUUCCACAAUAAAUGUAGUAUUUCUUUAGCUGAAGGGUGAAGGUGACUGAGAAUGAUGAUGGAAGUUCAUAAAACAUCAACAUAGAGGAAGUGAUACGUUAUUACAAAAUCCACUUCUAAAUAAGCCAAAAGCAAAAAAGAUUUAAUUCUGUAUUUCCUCUUUCUGUCAUGAAACACAGCAAGAUAAAUGUGAUCAUUGUGCAAAAGAUGGAUUCUUAAGGUAGAACUGUGCGAAAAGAAAUUGGUACUGUGAUAAUGUUACAUCUUUAAAAGCAGUACCUUUGAAGAAAAACUGGUCAGAAUAAUUGUAACUGAUACCUAUGCAAAUUAAAUGGAUUUACUUCUGGAAAUGUUUGAUUCAGGUAGCACAGAUGUCCUGUGUAAACCUAAGAUUGAAAGGAUCCUGAAUACCAGCAGUAUCAAGAAAGUCCAGAAGUUCUGUUUCAUGCUACAGCUGCUGCACCCACGCUAUUGCAGAACUGAGAAGCAUCCGGAGAACUACUCACCCAGGCUGGUGAACAGGGGUGACUGCAAGGCGCUCCUUCUGGCUGGGCCCUCAAGCCAGGGGAAGUGGCUGACUCAUAAGGAUGCACAUAAAGUCGUUUUGAUUUGGAACAAUUCCACCCUCUUUCCCACAGAAAGACAGGAUUGUUUUGUAAGGAAGGGAACAGAAUAGAGCUUUAAGUGGUAUCCAUUGAGGUAAAGGAGAUGGUUACCUGUGACUUUCUUAACAAAGUGCUCUUUCCUCACAGUGGGGAAAAGGGACAUAAUCCCAUGCACAGCCUGAGCUGCUGCUGCAGUGAUGCUCAGCUGGCACUUAGACUACUCUGCGUACACAGAACCUUAGUGUAACAGUUGGGGUCCCACUUCAUAUAAAGAUUUUAAUAUAUGAAUUGUACAUACUGUGAUUGUCUUUUUGCAUCCUACCUUCCAAAUCUUUGUAUCAGAUUCCAUGUAUUUUUCAAAACAAAAGUUGAUUUAAAAUUAAAGCUUAAACAAACAAAACCCUGAAGAGAGCAAUCGUCUGGUCUGUAAGAGUUCUUAAUUUGUAUUCCAGUUGUUCCUACAGUUAGCUAGGCUCCCCAUGCAAUCAGAAAAUCCAAAAGGUGGUAUCUGUACAGGCCUGUUAGUCCCAAAACUCUGAACUGCUUGCCCUCAUCUCAAAGCCCAUGACUCCUAAAAUCUAACAGCCAUUUAAGCAGCCCUCCACUUUUCAAAAGGUGUUGAGGCACAUGAACAACGUGAGCACCUCCGCUCACAAGUGCAAGCUGUGUGACUAUAAAGCUGCAUUUAUUGGGCAAGCUAAUGAAUAAUUAAAUAUCUUUAUGCAGGCAUGCAGGUCUAGGACACAGCCUCAGUACUGCAGAGAGGGAGUCAUAUGUUUACAUACAGCUCAGUCAUAUGUUUUAAGAGCAGGCACUGUGCUGACUGGUGUUAUCAGGAAUGCCCAAUUCCUUCAGUCAUCUGCCUCUUUCACCGUUAGAAGUGAUUCUCCCUGCCUGUUCAAACUGGCAUGAAUCACAAUAAGCACAUCAGCAGAUGAAGAUAGGAGGAAAGAAGGGUGGGGGAAGAAAACUGAAUGACCUCUAAAUGGUGUUUACACCACUACUUUUUUAUUACUCUGAUUUGCAGCAGCACUUGGGAUGCUUAAACACCUCUGGUUUUAUAUUUUCCCAAAACUAUAGUUAACUGCCAUUCUGAUUUCCUUGGGGACUGCAAGGAAAGGUUUGAAUGACCAGUAGACCUCGGUUUGUCCUUCCUUGCCUGGGUGACACUGUUGUGUUCCCCCCAUGCACAGAACACGAGCAGCACAUAUUUCUUGUGUUUUCCAGAAUUUCAUCAUGAAUGAGAAGGAUAGCUUUGAAAACUAAGGAGAACAAUAACGAUUCACACAUUUAAGGAGAGAUCUCCACUUCUGUCACUUGUAGUAUCUUGGUAGCCCACAACUACAUACUUCAUAUGGCAAGCUCAUAGGCUGAUAAUCUGCUACAUUAAAGAAAUUAAGAGAUCCUUGUACAUUAUUCUUGCAAAAGAAUGGCUGUAAAAGCAAAUUUGGUUUUUUUUUUAUGUUUGACAGUAACACUGCUAAGAGACAAAAAUGAAUUUAUUUGCUCUUCCUGUAGUUUUUCUAUGCUUAAAGUGAGGCCAUUUUAACUGGUUAACGCUUUCCACUGAGCUCCUUUCAGUUCCAUAUAGCGUGGGAGAAAUGGCCCAAAAAGGUCUUCAGUGAGAAAUGAAUGUAAUACCUUUGAUGCAGAAUUUUCACUGCUGUUUCAGCUAAGCCUGAGGGAAGUCAUUCACAAAGCAUGAUGUUCAGCAGUUGAACAAAGGCUACUGAAACAUGUUGAAAGUAAGCAUGGAAGGUGACUAUUUUUAUGCGGCACAAAAUCAUGUUGCUAUUUGUAAUGCAAUCAUCAUUGCAAUUUCUGUUUCAGCUUCUGAGAUUGUCCAAUUUUAGACCCUUCUCUUCCCCUCUCUAUCUAUCUCUUUCUGCAGAGAUGCUGGCCACCACUGAAAUCAGCUUGGAAAAGAUAGCCAGAUAGCAGUUCCUUAAGUGUUUUUCUGAGGGUUAAGGCUGACCCAUACAACAAGCAAGCUCCCUUCAGCUAAUUCAAGCCAUGGGAAGAAAAAAUAAAACCAGCUCAAACAAAAGACUCAAGCCCUGGAAUGCAGGCUACUCAGUUAUUUGCAGAUGGAGGAUUAUCUAAAUUUCCACUCUGAAAUAUAAAAAAUAUAUAUGUAUUCACACACACAUAAGAUCCUGCUAGCUUGCAAACACACAGACCCUGCAAGAAACAGUGUGUUUCCUUACAGGAGUAUUUCUUGGCCUGACAAAAGUCCCAUCCUACAAACCUUGGGUUUAGGUCACCUUGGCUGUAAUAGCAUUAUUGUUUAAAACAAAC
Neopsephotus bourkii (Bourke's parrot) is the source of this 4098-nucleotide messenger RNA. Its product is annotated as ICOS ligand-like. Bases 61 to 630 code for a protein of 189 amino acids. Gene Ontology annotation, cellular component: external side of plasma membrane. NCBI's taxonomy places the organism in Eukaryota, Metazoa, Chordata, Aves, Psittaciformes, Psittacidae. The transcript has 5 exons. The record is from RefSeq and is a predicted model, not a curated record. Gene Ontology annotation, biological process: immune response; positive regulation of T cell proliferation; cell surface receptor signaling pathway.